AGCAGUGUUUGUGGGGAGCGCGCUGGAGAUGCACCGGUGUGGCGGCGUUUGCCGACCCAAGAGAAAAAGGAAUUGGGAUAUAGAGUACCCUUCCUUUCCAGAAGAGAAGCCACUACAGUUCAGAAGAGCAGGUCUCAGGACAGGGGCAUCAGCUGCCUCCCUCUCUGAAGCAUGGCUCAAGUGUGGAGAAGGAUUUCAGGACACUUCUGAAACUUUGUCAUUGAUAGCUGAAAAGGCAACUAUUACCAAAAAUCACCUUGAUUUAUCUCCAAGACCAAAGAAAGAAGCUACCAUAUCUAAGAGUACCCUUGAGCUUACAGAUAUAACAUGGAGCUCCAGUGGAAGUGAGCUAUCAGAUGAAGAUAAGAAAGUUUCUAAAUCAUGGAAAUUUAAUGAACAUGGCUCUAGAAUAGGCAGGUUUUGUAGCAGGAAUACUCUAUGUCCAGAAGAUGGUGCCAGUGAAGAUGAAUUACAGUUUAUUGACUGGGAGAUCAACAGUGACAGGGAAGAUGCUGGUGAUUACAGUGAAUGUGAAGAUGGCAAGGGAGCCAUGGAAAUCUCAGAUAGUGAUUCCUGUGCAAGUAGUCAUUCUUUGACAAGUGAUGACAGGCUAUCUGAGCUUCCUAAGCCAAUUUCUACAGAAAUUUUGGAGUAUUCAUCAGAUAGUGACAAAGAAGAUAACUCGGAGAAUGUCUUCUUCAUUGAUUCAGAAUCCCCUCACAAAUACCAUAUGGAUUUUGGAUCAGAUGCAAGACAGGUUAUGGACAAACUGAUCAACUCAAGGGUGAAAUCAACAGAGCCCAUCUUGUAUACACCCCAGAAACCGACAUCCAAGUUUCCCAGGACCCCAGAAAAUUCAGCAAAAUAUAAGAAGCUUUUAAGAGGCGGCCUAGCGGAAAGACUAAAUGGACUGCAGAAUCGAGAGAGAUCUGCCAUUUCUUUAUGGCGACAUCAAUUUAUUUCUUACCAAAAGACGCUAUCAGGUGAAAAUUCUGGCAUAUUAAUUGUGAAAAUUCUAGAACUGCAUGAGGAAUGCACCAUGUUAGUUGCCUUGUGUGAGCAGUUAGGGGGGCCGCCAUCUGUCAGCCCUUCCCAAAGUGUGAUGUCCAGACCUGAUGCUGACCUGAAGGUUCUUUUCACCUGGGAGACGGCAGGAUACCUCAGGGGUCAUCCCCAAGACAUCAUUCAUAUCUUCCCUCCUUGCUUUCAAAGAAGCCAUGGCCUAGCACGCUUCUGCAGCACGACUCUGCUUGGGAUCACAUUCAAAGAAGCCAUCAAAUCAUUUCUGCUGUUUCUGAGCUCUACCUCCUUAUUUAAUACAUUGCUAAAGAAUUUAAACAGUUAUGUGUUAACCAUAGGAAUCCCAGAAUCAUAGAAGACUUUUAAAACUAUUUCCCGUUUUCUUUAAAGACUAACAAAAGGAAUGGUGCAUGCUUUUGGAACAGAGACCUCUUGGAAGAGGAUCCUCUGCUAUUGAGGCUUCACUACACAUCACACCCAGUAGCCAUAGAGUAUAAUACUAGUGUGCUUCCUGACAACAAGCUCAUCACUUAUCUAUCAGUCUCUUCUGAUUAAAGAUGAGAAGUUAGAAACCAGCAAUAUAUUUUUGGUGCUUGUGAGGAAUUAUUAACAGAAUGAAAGUUGUAUUUCCAAGUGUGAGGUGGUAUUCCCUGCUUUGAACAGUAUGUGUUCUCUAACAUUUAGCCAAGAACUUUGUUAAUAUGUGCCUGAUAUUCUGCAUGAGAACCAAGUGAGUGCUGAUGUGUGGUCGCCUUUAGCUUUGACGUCCACUUGUACAAGAGCCACUGAAAGUGAUGAAGGGAUCUUAGGGCUUGUCAUCUUGUCAUGAAGGAGCCUCUGGAAGGAUCACAAUCACCUUGGGUGGGCAGUCCAUAAACCUCACAGCCAGAACAAUCAAGUAUGUUUCUGCCAUUGGCACUCAUAGGACUUGGUUGUGUUUAUGUGAUUUUUUUUUUGUCUAUUGUUCUCAAUUACUCUAUGAAGUUCUAGAUACUAAGGUUUCUGAGCUGUUUUCCUGUGUGUAUCUCGUAAGUGUACAGACAGUUGUUUGUUGAUUGAAUAGCUGAAGGGUCUCCUGUGAGGCAGAAAUAAAUUCUUUCUUUCUGUAAGCAUUCAUGUUUAUAUGCACAUAGUUCAUGAAGUACUUUUUAUUAAGAAUUGUGGCAAACCAGAAAUGCCUAUAAUCCCAGCACUUGGGAGGUUGUGACAGGAGGAUCAAAAGUUCAAGUCCAGCCUGGGCUACACAGUGAGUUUGAGCGCAUCCUUGGCUACAUGCUGAGACCUGUCUCAAAAGAAUUAAAUAAAAACUUGUGUUAAAAUAUAUGUAACUUAAAAUUUACCAUUGUAACUAUUUUAGUGUCCAUUUCAGUGAUGUUAAGUACAUUCCUAAUGUGGGGCAACAUCUCCAUUACCCAUUUUCAUCCUCAACUCUGUUGAAGUCCCACUGAAGACAAGUUCGCUCUUCUGUACUCCAGCCCCUGGUAACCUGUUCUACCUUAUGUCGAUAGGACUUUGCCUACUGUAGGUCAAUUAGUGGAAUCAUGAAAUUUGUCCUUUUCAGUCUGUCUUAUCUCAUUUAGCAAAUCUUUUCAGAGUACAUCCAUAUCAUACCAUACAUCAGAAUUUCCUUUCUUUUGAGGCUAAAUAGUAUCUUAAAGUAUAUAUACCAUAUUUUGCUUAUUCAUUCCUGUGUUCACGAAUAUGUAGUUUUGUUCAGUCCCUUCAGUUCUUUUGGCUAUAGGCCUAGGAAAAGAAUUGCUAGAUUACAUAGAAAUUGUUCGUUUUUUUUCAUGAUUCUUGUUUUCAGUGCUGAAAAUCAAACCCAGGUCCUUGGACAUGCUAGGCAAGCACU
This is a messenger RNA of Castor canadensis (American beaver), 2872 nucleotides long. The record is from RefSeq and is a predicted model, not a curated record. Lineage: Eukaryota; Metazoa; Chordata; Mammalia; Rodentia; Castoridae.